AUGAAUACCAAAGGUGAACUAAUCCAUGUUAGAGGGAACACCCUCGAUCGCUUUGUACUACACUCUACAUUGCUACGUCUGAUCGACCCAGUUCGAGGCAAACCGACCCGAAGUACACUCGAUGAGAACCCAGACGGUAGCUUUUUGGGUACAUGGCAGCUCCAGCAAAAGUUUCUGGACUCAUUUGCUCUCAUUUGCUCAACGUCUAGCUCAGGAGCAGAAACAGCUACGGCUGUUUGUCUGGAAAUACAUGACCAGAUUGGAAAUAUCCUCCGUUUGGCGCGCAACCGUGGUUUGACAUCUGAGGAUCUAGAGGGACUAAAAAGAGUCUUGCAAGUCCUGCAAGAGGUCUCUAGAAGGAAAAAGCCAUCAUCACAAGCCGAGAACGAGGUUCUACAACUGGUUGCUGAGCUUGACAAAGGCCGAAUCUUGCCAAUUGCAGAGAGGAUCGAGAAGCGAGGCAUUCGCCAGUUCAUACGAAAAACACAAUCUGGAGUGCAAUACAGACAACUACAGUCAGAAAAGUUCAAAACCUGGCUCGAGAGCUGCCCUUUCACAGCCUCUACUACCCGUAUCCAGGAUUGGACUUGUGCGAUCACUGUCAAGCUCAUCCAUUGGGCUUCGGAAGCUCGAUGGCAGUACGCUGAGCAAUUACGAACUUUACUAAAACUUGAUGAAUCACAAGGUCAAGCCUGGUUGGAUAAUCUACACAAAGUCGCUCGCUAUCAUUCUGCAAUCAAAUCCAUGGUCAAGUUUGCCGUGAAGGAGCCUGGCAUCUUCGUCAAUAUCGGCAUCCGACCGAUCAAUGCUCCUAAUCCACGUCGGUUCAAACUCCCAAAUGACGAAGCUCCACUGCUUGCAAUCGUUGGAAGGCUUUUGGGAAAAGAUGCAAAUUCAACAAUGGAGAAGCUUGAAAAGCAUUUGGGCACCCAGCAUGUUGAAACGAGGCUGCGUAGAGCCUGUCCCCUAAAUCUGACGCUUCAUGCGGAGAUGCAGAUGGUUGUUUUUUACGAAGGCAACCCUGGUUUAGUCCCUCGCCUGAGGCUCAUUGGGACGAGUAAAAAAGCUUGCUUUCUUUGCAACAAAUAUCUGCGUUAUCAUCCACUCCGGCUGCAAGCUUCUGCUUGCCACCAAAAGAUUUAUCCGUCGUGGAUGCCACCACCAUACUACAACGUCCCAGGAAAUUCAGCGCAACGCCCCUACAUAAACCUAAGUCGCGAUAUCGAGAACUUGACGAGGCAGGACCUAAAGGUAGCAUUAACUGCUCCCACCCGGCCACCAAACUAUGAUUCUACUGCUGGGCCUUCUCUGACCUUGACAGCAACUGUACCUACGGGACCCAGGUCCCUGCAAAAUACUCAAGCGAGAUCUACGGUUCAAGAUGAAAGUUCCUCAGAGGGUUCUGAUUGA
Fusarium verticillioides 7600 is the source of this 1410-nucleotide messenger RNA. RefSeq lists its product as hypothetical. The transcript is spliced from 2 exons. The record is from RefSeq and is a predicted model, not a curated record. The coding region runs from base 1 to 1410 and encodes 469 amino acids. Lineage: Eukaryota; Fungi; Ascomycota; Sordariomycetes; Hypocreales; Nectriaceae.